CUUAGACUGAAAGCCUGCACGUGUAUCCAAAACAGAAUCGAAGGAGCAGCAGAACGUAUUAGGUCAUCACCUCCAAGACAGCAAAAUGGAAAAUCCAACUGACGUCGUGGUCGGGCAGCAUCAGUUGCAAACUGAACAUAAUCAAGAAAAUAACACAAAAUUUCAAAACCUAUUGUUAAAUGUGCAAUCUGUGGCCUAAGUGAUGCACGAUACCGUUGUCCUGGAUGCCACAUGCAGACCUGCUCUGUGUCGUGCGUCAAGCAGCAUAAACAGAUCAGUGGCUGCACCGGCCAACGAGAUAAAACAAACUACGUCCCGAUCCGAGAGUUCACAGAAACACAUCUUCUAAGUGAUUACAGAUUUCUAGAAGAAGCAGGAAGAAAAGUGGAUAUUGCAUCAAAAGAUGCACGUCGGUUUCACAGCAAGUCGCGGCCUAUCAGGGUCACUACCUUCUUAAAGCAUGCAAGACAAAGGGGUGUAGACCUGAGACUUAUGCCCUACCCCAUGACGAAAAGAAAAAUCAACACUUCUAUUUAUCAAUAUGCAUCCAAGUCAGUUCACUGGAGAGUGGAGUGGGUGUUUCCACACGAGCAGCUAACAUUUAUUGAUAAAGGGUUCAAGGACAGCCAACUGUUGACAGAGGGUGUUGAAAGACACAUACAGGCAUAUUUACAGUCCCAUACCAGCAGCUGUCUUCAGGCAUCCAAUGCUGUGCAAAUCCAUCCGGACUUGAGCUUGUACACAGAAGAGGGAGGACACAGCUAUCAUAUUUUAAUGAAAGUGGAAGGGCUUCCUGGAAAAAAAGAAAGGUUUUACAAAAUGGAUAUUGACAAAAGUUUAUGUGACAACCUGUGCGGGAAACGAGUCAUUGAAUUUCCCAGGUUGUUGGUUAUACCGGUGCACCUGGCCAACACUUAUCUCAUUCUUUCCAAAGAGGAAGAAACAGAACUUCAAAAGCCACCUCAUUUGCAGCAGCAACACAUCACAUCACAGUGCUUGCGACCUCGCUACACAGAGGAGGAAAUCUUUGAUCCCAACUCAUCAAUUUACAGUGCAUGAAGCUAUAUUGGUUGAUCAUUGUUUUCUCUAUGAUGGUCACUCAUCAUAAAAAUGUGUACGCCACAGAGAGCAAAUGCUUUAGAAAAUUAUGUGCACAUAUAGAUGCUUAUUUUUUUCUCACACCAUGAAAUUUGCAUAGGUGUCACAAGGUUUCAUGUUACUUCUAAAUUAUAAGAAAAAUAUAUGCUAUAAACAAAGGAGCGCUUAAACUGAUGUGUCCAGGCAGGGUCAUUUUAAGAUAUAUGGUCUUCCUACCAAAGAACUCUGGCCAACACCUCAUGGCUAGUAAUGUGAUAGGUAACCCAGUAAGUCAGACAUUUCACCCUGCUUCCCUACCUAGGAUUUUUAACAGCAUUGUAAAUAAAGUGAGAAUACUUUUCA
Molecule: messenger RNA, 1440 nt
Organism: Pomacea canaliculata
Lineage: Eukaryota; Metazoa; Mollusca; Gastropoda; Architaenioglossa; Ampullariidae
Product: box C/D snoRNA protein 1-like
Exons: 8
Coding region: 232-1059 (275 amino acids)
Biological process (GO): box C/D snoRNP assembly; snoRNA localization; maturation of LSU-rRNA from tricistronic rRNA transcript (SSU-rRNA, 5.8S rRNA, LSU-rRNA)
Cellular component (GO): pre-snoRNP complex; nucleus
Source: RefSeq, a predicted model, not a curated record